UCUCAGACGAUUUAGAUAAAUUUCUAGAUUAUUGUAUUCAGUCUAUGGGAUUUACCGUUGUUUCGUCACAUUUUUGGCAGCUGUCAAAUCCAAAUAAAUUGUAAACUUGUAUCGGACAAUUUCGUGUAGUGCUUAUUAAAUAUUGCAUUUCUUUUUAAUAUUUACAGUAAUUUCAUAUAUUAAAUGUAGUUAUUGAAUACAAAUUGUGUGUGUGACUAGUGAACAGUGCCAAAUUGAUGUCUUGUUUUAUUCGAUAUUAUGAAUCAGGUUGAUCAAAAUAUAAACAAAGAUAUGAUUGAUUUCGACUUGAUUGACGUGGAUUCCUUGGAUUUUUCUGAUGAUCAGACAUGGUUAUACAAAAUACCAGAGGACUCUGGCCAGAUGGUGGACUUGGUGGAGUUCAAUUUGGCCUGCGACUGGCCCAUCAAUGAAGAUGAAGAGUAUCUUGCGCUGGAGAAAGAACUGUACAACAUUAUGGAUAAAAUAAUCAAAAAUGAGGUGGCACUGCCCGAUAAGCACAAAUUCGACUCGCGCACAUACGUCAAGCCAAAGAAACGUAUGCAGCGUCCGAGCAUCCAAAGCAUCGUUGAAGUACCGUCGAACCCGCCGUCGAUGUCUCCCCACUCUUCGCUCAAUACAUCACCGAACAAAUAUCUCACAUACAACAAAUAUAGCAACCCGUUGGGACCAAUCAGCCCGAUGUUGAGACUGAAAACGUUCAACGUCGACACCAACACUGAGAAUAGCCAUGCGAUUAAAGAGUACGCAAUGAAAAGGCGAAGCUUGACCCACGACGAUGACCCGCAGCUGGAAGACGUGGAUGUAGAGAAUGCUCCUGAGAAUGUGCCCUUCAAAGCUAUCAACAUUGACCUCUCGCAGCCAGCGCAUAAUAUACACAACACAUUCAACAAAGGAGUUAUGCACAUAAUGCAAGAGAGUGGCAGCAUGCACAUGUAUCAAAGCGGAGAGUCCCUCAUGCGUAUGUCUCCCCCGAGCCUCGUGUCAUCGAUGGUCAUGGAACACUCUGGGAACUUCAAUGCAGAAUCUAUGGACAGUAGGAAAUCUCAGAGAGAUUCAGGAUUACCAAUGUCAGGGAGACCUAGCAUAGACCCAAUGAUGACAAGUAUGACCCUCAGUAUCUUAGAUGAGAAAGACAUGAACACGAGUUUCCUCUCUCAAACCACAUACCCUGACAACGACAGCUUCAUGGACUCCCUACCACCCAGUUUAGUCAACUCUGUGAACUCGUCUUACAUAAUUUCAAAUACAUCAAAAGCCAAAACUGAAACAACUGACACGAAUAUAUUCAGUUCCGCAACGUUCACUCAUCUAGAACAGUCGGAAAAGCUUCUAUCAGCAAGACCGAGGUGUCAUCUAUACAAUAGUUUCACUAAACGGGAUUCAAUCAAGAACUCGGAAAGUUACACCAAAUCUAAAGAAGAGGCGAGCCAAAUCGACAAAGUUCUAAAUGAAAACUCUGAUAAUAAUUUAGGGGUGCCGCAUCCCAAAAAUUCCCCGAAAAACAAACCCAAUGGUGACAUGUCUGAAACGGUCACCCUACAUUACUCCAACAACAAAUUCAGGCGGGAAAACGACGCAGAGAAGGAAAACUUCAACAGAACUUUUCAAUGCGACGACGCUUUCUACAAAGAAAUGGCCAUUCCGAAAUCUCAUCAAGUCGAACAAGGAAAGAACAGUAUGAACGUGACCCUCGAUAAACAGGAGCUAAACGAGAUUAUACAGGCGAGACAAAAGUUGUCUUUGGCGAGAAAGGCACUACCGAAUGAGCCAGAGAAAACUUCACCGGUGAACCAAGUAGAUACAUCCCCUGUGAAAACAAUACAGCUUCCAAAUCAGACGAUAACAGUGCCAAAACAGAGUAUAGAAAAUGCCUCUGAACUGUUAUCGAGACGGAGAGCCAUGAACAACUAUGAAAGGCCGGAGGAAUUAGUGAGGGAGACGCCUAAAAGAACUGCGACCUUCAAAAAAGCAUCUCCCACCAUUCCUAAGAACAACGUGAUGGACGCGACAGUUGUUUACGUGAAGGCAGAUGAUAAUAACAUUAUAGACAUAAAUUCUGCCACGUUGAGUUUAAUCGAGUCUGGUGAAAGUAAUUUGAAUCAGGAGGAUUGGGGUCUUCAAGAGCGUGCGAUGGUCGGCUCCAGUGAGAGCACAGGCACCGAUACAGGCACUUUCAGCUCGAGUAGUCCCCCCGAAAGCGUGCCUGAACCUGUUGAUCCACGCACCCUGGCAGUGUCGACACCUCUAAUAGCCCUUGGAAAGGGACCAAAGAAUGAGUUCUUAGACAUCAACAAUACUAUAUCACCGAUAUAUACGGAUACCAUUGAUGACAAGUCCUAUACAGUGGGAAGAGUGUCAAAUACUGCUGACAAUAUGGUCAGAACGUAUGAUUUGAACACAACGGUCAUUAAUAGUGCUACAAUGGUCAAAAAAUCGUCAGCCAAAAGGGAUAUAUUGGCAGCGAAGAAUAUUCCAGAAAGGAAGUUGUUAAACCCAACUCAAAUGCAAAAGCCAACUGUGAAUAGAAUUUCGCCUACAGAUAAUGGAAUAUACAGUGCCAUGCCACCCCCAGCGACUGUCUCAAGAAAGACCAAUUUGCCGACUUCAAAACUGAGGCAGUACAGUUCUCAUAAAGAACUUAAUAGGAUACCUGGAAACCCACCAUCGACCGCGGCCCGAGUGUUAGCGGGGCGGACGAUGGUCCGACGAGGAGUGUACGCAUCCAACCCCGCGCUCAGUCCGACCGCGCCCGUUCCGCCCGUGCACUCCGCUCUCACUAUGCCGCAACGAAGGGACUCCUACACUACCGCCACGCAUCAGAAAGAACAUCAGGAACAAGAGAGGCAAGACAGGCCAACGCUACUGAAUCCUCCAGCGCUGGUCCGACAGGGGACGGAGACUUUGCGUAGAGAACGGCCUCAAAGUCAACUUGUCGCGCCUAAAGAUCUUCGGCUGAGCGCGGUGAGUCCGAGCGGCGUGCCCGUCUCGCUACGCAACCACUAUGCACCGCCACCGACCACUCGACCAUACUCCAUAGCGGGCACGUCUCAACUGCGAAUAACGAGACCAGCUUCUGUGCCGGUACCAAAGACCGCUACAGUGGCGACUCCGCAAGUAGAACAGCCGCGACCGUCUACUGGUGUCGAUCGCAUGUCUGCGUUGCCGCGGCCCUCCAGACUGCCCGCGCCGAGGAGAGGCCUGAGACCCCCAUCAGUAUACUCAGUGGCACCGGCAGGAGAAACGGACCAAUACUGACCCUCGAUUUGUUGUGCCAACUUACUGGGCCUCUAGCGCCUGUAUUACUAUGUAAAACUAAAUCUAGCGUUUAAUUAUACUAGCUAUACUAAAUAUAAGAUCGCACUAGAAACUAUGCGCGCAAGAGUUUACGCGUGGCAAAAAUCGGAAUUAAUCAAGUGUUGCCAUCUUGUCGUCUAUUACUAUGUAUCUCUAGGCGGGUAAAAUAGAGUAAAGCUGGCAACAUAAUAGGGUAGUUGACUCAUAUCAAAUUUUAUAUAAACAAUAUAAAUUUCGUGUAGUACAUGGAAUAAGGGUACGAUAUAUAUUGAUAUUAAUUAAUAAAAGUGAAUAAAUAUUUCUUUUUUUUUUUUUAAUUUUCCACACGUCAAAAACGAUGUCGACCAUUUUGUGACGUCACAACUUUACUUGACUCGUUGAUACGUCAAACUUAUUGUAAUAAUAUUUUUGUCAAACGCUCCGUUUGCUAAAAAAUUGGUAACGUGACGUCAUGAAAUAGUUAAAAUAUAACUAUUUCUCGCUGUUCUUUUAGGAUUUACUUCGGAAAUAAUUCAAUGAAAAUUUUUUGAUAUGGAAGAUUAAAGUUUCUAGUGUGAUUUUAUAAGCCAGUGAGUACUGUCGACUAGUCUCUAGAAACCAGGUACCUAAUAUUUGGGGGUACCUAACAUUUGAUAACUAUUUGUAAUUCCAAUUUUUUUUUGAAUCCCCUUUUGAGCUCUCUUUUGUUCAACUUUCGUGGAGUGACUCUUUCUUUUUCACUUUAUGUUAUAUAUUUCUCCUCUUGUGGAACAAAAUUCGUGUCUAUGAGUUUAAAUAUUGGUCCACUGAAGGAUUUAAUUAUCAAUUAUUAUUAUUAUCUAGUUCACAUACUCAAGUUUCAUUUUUUUUAUUAAUAACUGGCUUUUCAACUCAGUGUACUUUUUGGAUACACUUCAGUAACCAUUGGACAUAUUUUUCUUCUUGCUUUAUUGGCUUUUAAACAGAUUAUAGAAAAGUUUAGAAUGCAUCAUAUGAAAAAAAAAAAUUGCUAGCGACUAGUUGACAAAGUACAAUGAACCUUAUUUUAAAACAAUACGACUGAUUAACAAAAUUCGGUGUCUAUUGUCGAACUUCCAACCGCGUUCGUAUCUUUUUUUUAUUUGUAAAUGUAGAUAAUCUAUAGAGUAAAAAUUGAUUAAAAUGUUGCCAGUAUUGUUACGAAUUUUACCUUUUGAGAUUAAAAUUUAAAAAAAUACCAGUUCUUGUCUAUGGUAACAAUAUUGAUAAUAUUUUUUUUUUAUUUAUUUGUAAAGACGAUCGCGCAUUACAAAUAACGAAAAUCGAAUAUCGAAUUUGUAUAAUAUGCGAUCGAUUAUUAACAAUCCAUUGUUAAUAAAACUAUUUUGAACGGAUUUAUAUUAUUGUGUAUGUAUAUUAUAAUAUUAGAAAUGAUUUUUAGCUAAAUAUUGGAGCAACUACAGUAUUUUUAAUAUAAAUUCAAAAUUAUUUGUAUAAAUCCCUGAUAAAUAGUGUUUGAUUUUUUGAUUUAAAUUUGUCAAGAAAAUACCCCAACUUGAUGUAAUAAUAAUUAAAGUUAAUUAAAUUAAUUGAAGUAAUGUAAGAAAACAAUCGAUUAAGAUUUUGUUUUUGUAUAAUUUAUCUCCUAAAAUUAGGUUAAUUUUUGUACGAAAUUUUUUAAUCCUGACGAGUGUCAAAAACUUUUAUAAUAACUUCUAAAAUAAUUUUUAGAUUUUUUUAUUUUUCACGGAAUAUAAGUAUUUGGCUUAAAAGCAAUAAAAUAUAACUAUGGUUCCUGACAUUAAAUAUUUGUAAACAAUUUUCAAAAUUAAUGCACAUACACUUUUACUGACAUACAUUUUGAUAUUAUUUUUUUUUUAUAUUAAAAAAAUUAAAUUAAUGUACACUUUUCGACAUUCAAAAUUUUUUGUCUAAAAAUUUUGUUAUUGUCCUUUAGUUGAGCUAGGAAAUUCACUUUUCGAAAACUGAAAAGUCUCCAAUUUCCACUCAUUUUAUAUUCCGCUCUCUUUCAAAAUUCCAAAUUUCCACCUGAAUUCAUGAUUUGGUACAAAAACAUACAAACUAAGAUAUUAUUAUUAUUACUACGUUAUUUACAAAUUUAGCGCAUAGUGAUUAUUAAUCUAGUAUCAACUUAACAGAGUUGGUUAUUUAUUUUUCAGAAAUAAGACAAAAUUUUUGCAUUUCCGUUCUAGAGAUUGUAUUCACAGAGGAACGUUUAUUUUUUAUUUAGAUCUUGAAAUUAUUAUAUUAUAUACAAAAUACGUGUGUCUUUUUGAAUCAAGUAUGCUUACAACUAUUUUUUCGUGAACAAUUUUUUUAUUAAGUCAAUAACGCUAAAUUGACAUCUGUAAAUCCGUAAAUGUCAUUUUUCUUUUUGUAGAUUUCUGUAGAAACUAAAUUGUCGUAGACAGAGAAAGGAAUUGACAACUGAUUGGACGCCGUUGUAAGUCUUAUUUUUAGCCGUUGAUUUACGGGAUUUUGACUUCACAACACACUACAAUAAAAAAUUUCACUAAUAUAUUAUAAGCUAAUUUGUUGCUUUAAUUUGCAGCUAGUUGUCUCUGUAAUUUUGUGCACAUUUACACUACUUUCAUAUAAAAAGCAUAAUUAUUAGUAAUUGUCAAUAACUGUCAAACUUGUUUGACAUAUCGUUGUGUCACAAUACAGCACACUUUACACAGAAUGUCUCGUUUCUUUCUUUUCUUUAUUUAUUUACAGACUCCAUGGAUAAAUUGUUUUAUUUUUUUGACGGAAUGCCAUAAAUCUAUCUUUUCGUCUAUUUACUUCUCUGUCUACCUAAAUAUAUAAGCAACUGUCAAUUUAGCGUUUCAUUUGUUUUGUAUAACCAAGCUCAAUUUGCACCAUCCAAAAAACUUCCGUUUUUUUUCUGUGAAUUUAAUGCUACUGAAACUCAAACUAUAGUCUAAACAUUGCUAUUUAUUCAUAUCUAAAGUUUAAACUUGUAUCACGAAUGCAAAUUAUUUACACGCACAAUGUAGUACACGAUUUUCAACGAAGUAUUUAAAUAAAAAAAAUGCGAAAAUAUCCAGUUUCUGUAAAAACACUCAUAUAGUUAUACAUAGUUAGGUACAAAGCUGUUUAUAUGUAUACUAAUAAAUUAUUCAUGUAUAUUAUGUAAAGUUUGUUAUUAAUCUACAUUUAAAUCUUUAUAAGUAACGCCUACUGCUUUUCCUAUCUAUAUUAUAAAAGAAAUCAAUAACAUACAUUAAUAUACACACAUACAUACAUAUCGUUAACACAGUUCAGCUUAUUAUAUUACUCCGCAAAAAGAAUAUAACAAAAUAUACUAUGAAAAUUUAUUACAAUAUACAAGUAGUUAUGGCACAAAAUCACUUGAUGCACUUGAGAUGAUACAUAAAUGUUGUUAGAUUUUUUUUAAAAUUUGAUUUUGGAACUGAAUAUAUUGAUGUCAUGAAAUGUCAUGACAUUUCCUAUUCUCACUUUGCCAUACUUUGGUUUUAAUGUAAAUUGUAUAAUAUUCCGAGUACCGCCUGGAGCGUUACUUUUUUUAACCGACUUCAAAAAAAAGGAGGAGGUUUCUCAAUUCGACCGUAUAUAUUUUUUUAACGUACAUUUUUAUAUUUUUUUAUUUAAUAUAAAUUUGACUAUAAAGAAGUUUUUCUGUUGUUGUUUUAAAGGAAAAAGUGUUCUUUAAAAGUCACUAAUGUCACGUUUAUGAUUUCAUGUUUUAUCCCAACCACCCAGUCAUUAUUUUUUUUAAACAAUUUAUAUAAUGUGACAUUAAUGGUUUUGUAAAACAGCUACUUAUUUAAGUAAAUUAUAUUUCACAACCGAUUACUAUCGAAAUAACGUCAAUAAUACUAACAGUCAAAAAAAAUCAGUAUUUGACAUUAGAGAAUGACGUGAGUAAAAAAUAUGAAAUGCAUGUUAACUUAAAUAUAUUGGAUGACCGGCUGUAAAUACAGAAAUUAUUUAAUUAAGCUAAGUCAUGGUCAAUUUGGUUACUAUUUAUCAUCUGUAUACGUGUUUAAUAACUUACACUUCAGCAUUACAACCAGAUACACUAUUUGAACAUUUUAAAUUUCAAAUCAUUUUCAUAUAUUUUUAAAUGGAUAUUUUUAAUGUCUUUGGGAAUUAUUACAUUCAACUUAUCUUGGUUUAAUAAAAAAGAGUAUCGGGUCAUGAUAUCCGUUUUCAUGAUAUCCGUGUAAAGAUUGAUUUCAUGAUGUCUUUGUAAAUUAUCGGAUAGUUAGUAAAAUCAGAUAACGUUCACGAAGUCCGUCUAAAGUGUCGGACAAGUUUCAUAAUAGGUACAUUACACAUAUAUUUGAUAUUUACAUGAUGUGUGUGUAAAAUGUUGGAUAGUUUAAUGACUGACGUCAGUGUAAAAUAUCGGAUAGUUUCCACGAUGUCGAAGUAAAAUAACGGACCAAUUUUCAUUAGGUCUGUUUAAAAUAUCGGAAAGUUUACAUGAUCUCUAUGUAAAAUAUCAGAUUAUUUUCAUGAUAUUUGUGUAAAUUAUUGGAAUGUCUUCAUGAUAUCUGUGUAAAAUAUCAGACAGUUUUCAUGAUGUCUGUGUAAAUUAUCGGAAUGUCUUCAUGAUGUAUAUGUAAAAUUUCGGAUAGCUUGCAUGAUGUCUGUGUAAAUUAUCGGAAACUUUUCAUGACGUCUAUGUAAAUUAUCGGAUAGUUUCAUGAUGUCUGUGUUAAUUAUCGGAUAAUUUUCAUGAUGUCUGUGUAAAAUCUCAAAAAGUGCACAGGUGAUCCGGCCCCACACGCCGUGUUAUCGUUAAUGCCUGUCGAUCCAUCCGUUGCCUCCGCUUUUGUGACAUAUUCCGCCGCGUACGGUUUGUUUUGACACGUCGUGCCUUAUUUAGGUAGUGUAAGAAUUUUGUUUUCAUUUUCUAAUAAAAUUGUGUAUUUACA
Messenger RNA from Bicyclus anynana (squinting bush brown), 8201 nucleotides. RefSeq lists its product as uncharacterized. Lineage: Eukaryota; Metazoa; Arthropoda; Insecta; Lepidoptera; Nymphalidae. The transcript is spliced from 15 exons. The record is from RefSeq and is a predicted model, not a curated record. The coding region runs from base 259 to 3276 and encodes 1005 amino acids.